Molecule: messenger RNA, 6059 nt
Organism: Echinops telfairi (small Madagascar hedgehog)
Lineage: Eukaryota; Metazoa; Chordata; Mammalia; Afrosoricida; Tenrecidae
Product: complement receptor type 1-like
Exons: 39
Coding region: 1-5997 (1998 amino acids)
Biological process (GO): negative regulation of complement activation, classical pathway
Source: RefSeq, a predicted model, not a curated record
AUGAAAGGAAAUAAUUCUGUUUGGUGCCAAGCAAAUGGAACGUGGGGACCUACAUCGCUACCGACCUGCGAGAGUGAUGUCCCUUCGGAGUGUCCACCACUUCCCAGGAUCCUCAGUGGCCACCACACAGGGGAGAAUAGAAGUUCCUUUGCCCCAGGAUUGUCUGUGACUUAUAGUUGUGAACAUGGCUACUUACUUCAUGGCGAGAAGACCAUCACCUGCUUGUCUUCAGGAGACUGGGAUGCUCUCAGUCCCACAUGUGAAGAGGCACAGUGUGAGGCUCCAGGACAGUUUCCCAACGGGUGGGUGGAGGUGCCAGCAAGUCUUCGGGUUGGCGUGACGGUGAACUUUUCCUGCAACAAAGGGUUUCGAUUACGAGGCCAGCCUUUUAGCCAGUGUGUAAUUGCUGGGCAGCAAGCUGCUUGGACCAAGAAACCAGUAUGUGAAGGCAUUAUUUGCUCACCACCUCCCACAAUCCGCAAUGGAAGAUACACAGGCAGCUCUUCGGGGCUUGUUCAGUAUGGAGACACAGUCACUUACACUUGUGACCCAGAUCCAGAGCAAGGAGUGGCCUUCAUCCUUAUUGGCAAGCACACCAUCCAUUGUGCAAGUGAUAGUCAGGGGACUGGCAUCUGGAGUGACCCUCCACCACACUGUGAACUUUCUACUUCUGCUGUUCAGUGCCCACAUCCCCGUAUCCGGAAUGGAUAUAUAGCAUCUGCACAGAAAGAGGAAUAUCGCUAUAAUGACACUGUGCUGCUUGCCUGUGUGCUUCCUUUCACCAUGAAGGGCAAGACCCAAGCGCGCUGUAAUGCUCGCAGCACAUGGGAUCCCUCCCUACCAAUCUGUGAAAAGCCCUGCCAGGCGCCACCUAAAAUCCUCAACGGGCAAAACAACGAGAUGCAGGCAGUGCGCUUUGACCCUGGAACAUCUAUGAAAUACGUCUGUAACCCAGGCUUCGUGCUGGUGGGACCAGAAUCCAUACGCUGUACCUCCGAGGGAGUGUGGACACCCAGAGCCCCUCAGUGCCAAGUGGCAGAGUGUGAACCCAUAGGGAAGGAACUCUUUACAAAGCCCCAAAGUCAGUUUGUGCGACAAGAUGCUAACUCUUCCUGUGAAGAAGGGUACCGGCUAGGUGAGAGUGUUUAUCAGCCGUGUCGAGGCGCAAUUCCUUGGUUUGUAGAGAUUCGUCUUUGUAAAGAAAUCACAUGCCCGCCACCUCCUGCUAUCUCCAACGGGAUGCACUCAUGGAGUUCCCCUGGGGAUGUUCCACACGGAACCACAGUCACUUACAUGUGUAGCCCAGGGCCAGAGCGAGGAGUGGAAUUUGACCUCAUUGGAGCGAGCACCCUGCGCUGCGUGAGCCGUGACCAGAAGACAGGCACCUGGAGCAGCCCUGCUCCUCUGUGCCAGCUCGCCAUCCCUGAUGUCCAGUGCUCACCUGCCCACGUUGCAAACGGGAGGAAGAUAUCUGGCAAGGAAGCUCCGUAUUCCUACAAUGACAGUGUGACCUUCAAGUGUCAUGAUGGGUUUACUUUGAAGGGUAGCAGUGAGAUUCGUUGCAAAGCCAACAACACCUGGGAACCUGAAAUACCAGUUUGCGAAAAAGAAGGAUCGUGUACACCUGUGAGAGAAGAAUGGCAAGAGAUUCCACUUGGCACCCGUAUGGUAACAUUCAACACGUCCUGCCAGGUUGGGUACCGAUUGACUGGACAUUCUUACCAGAAGUGUCAGGAUGCUGAGAAUGGGGUUUGGUUCCAAAAGAUUCCUCUUUGUCAAGCUGUUUCCUGUCCACCCCCACCAACGAUUAAGAAUGGGCGGCCCACAAGCAUGGCGGUCAAACAUGUUCCCUACGGAGAGUCGGUUGCUUAUGAAUGUGGCCGGGGAUUUGAUCUCCUGGGAAAGAAGGCUCUCCGGUGCCUGAGCGAUGCCGAAGGACGCGGUGUUUGGAGUGGGCCUCCCCCACAGUGCUCGCCGUCGCUCCCUGUGACUCGCUGCCCUAGCCCAGAAGUCAAGCACGGAUACAAGCUAAAUCAAACCCGUUCUUCCUAUGCUCACAAUGACACAGUACACAUUGCCUGCAACUCUGGCUUCAUCAUGAACGGCAGCCGCUCAAUUCGAUGUCGUGCUGAUAAUACAUGGGUUCCAGGUGUGCCGACUUGCAUCAGGAAAGCUUUCUCAGGAUGUGAACUUCCAUCUGAGAUCCGCAAUGGGCGGCAUACUGGUGAAGAGGUGGCUCAAUUUUCCCCUGGAAUGUCAAUCCAGUACAGCUGUGACCCAGGCUACCUGAUGGUGGGAGAGCCUUUCCUUCUUUGCACCCACAAGAGGACUUGGAGCCAGCCGGUCCCAUAUUGCAAAGAGGUAAACUGUAGCUUCCCGGAGCACACGGGCGGAAUGCAGACGAGGCUGGAGCCUGGGAAAAUGUAUCAGUAUGGAGCUACUGUGACUUUGGAGUGUGAAGACGGGUACACGUUGGAAGGCAGUCCCCAGAGCCAGUGUCAGGGGGAUCACAAUUGGAGCCCUCCCCUGGCAGUUUGUAAAUCUCGCUCACUGGCUCCUCUGGUUUGUGCUAUUUCUGCGAGUGCAAUCAUUGUUAUCAUCUUGGUGGUGGUCUUUUCAUGCAAGAUAUUAAAGCACAAAGAACGUUAUUAUACAAAUACCAUGCCUAAAGAUGGGGCCCUUCACUUAGAGACACGGAACGUGCACUCUGUGGAUCCAUAUAACCCCGCCAGUCAGUGCAAGAGCCCAGAAUGGUAUCCGUUUGCCAAGCCUACAAACCCAACUGAUGAGUCUGAGUUUCCCAUUGGAACAACUUUGGCAUAUGAGUGUCGCCCUGGAUAUUAUAAAAGAUUGCUGCGUAUCACCUGCCUGGAAAAUCUAACCUGGUCAAGCAUAGAAAACGUCUGUAAACGUAAAUCAUGUGGAACUCCUGCAGAGCCCAAGCAUGGUAUUGUGCAAGUGAACACAGACAUCAUGUUUGGAUCGACUAUCAAUUAUAUUUGCUCUGAUGGAUACAAGCUCAUUGGUCAUUCUUCUAAUACAUGCGUCAUUUCAGGCAAGAGUGUCAUCUGGGAGAAUCUGCCACCCAUUUGUGACAUUAUUCGCUGUGAGCCACCUCCAACCAUCGCCAAUGGAUACUUCACAAGCAAUAAUGAAGAAUAUUUUGUAUACGGAAUGGUAGUGACCUAUCACUGCAAGACCCACACGAGAGGAAGAGGUUUUAAACUUGUGGGCACGCCAUCAAUACACUGUACCAGCCAUGACAAUCAAUUUGGCAACUGGAGCAGUCUUCCCCCUGAGUGUAUUCCACCUCCUAAUACAUGCACAGCACCAGUGGUUGAAAAUGGAAUAAGGACAACUGGGGAUAAGAUCUUAUUCUCCUUAUACGAGUCUGUGAGGCUCAAGUGUCAACCCGGCUUUGACAUAAAAGGACCCGACAGUGUGCAGUGCCAUGCCCAAAACAAAUGGGAACCAGCAUUGCCAAUCUGUUCCAAGGUGUGUCACCCACCUCCAGAAAUCCAAAAUGGCAAACAUUCCCCAAGUAACAAGGACCACUUUUCCUCUGGGGAAGACAUUUUCUACAGCUGUGAGUCUGGCUAUGAUCUCAGAGGGGCCGCUUCUCUGCGCUGUACACCUGAGGGAGACUGGAGCCCUGCAGCCCCCAGAUGUGAAGUGAAACCAUGUGAUGACUUCCCGGACCUGCUCCAUAAUGGCCGUGUACUCUCCCCUCCUAGUCUCCAGGUUGGAGCAAAAGUGUCCUUCAUCUGUGAUGAAGGGUUCCACUUAAAAGGCGGUUCUGUUAGUCAUUGUGUCUUUGAUGGAUUGAAAAGCCUGUGGAAUACCAGUGUUCCCGUGUGUGAACAAAUCAUUUGUCCAAACCCUCCUGCUAUCCUUAAUGGGGACCACACAGGAAAUUCUCUGGAAAGCUUUCCCUAUGGAAAAGAAAUCUCUUACAUGUGCAACCGCAGCCCAGACAGAGGGAUGAUCUUCAACCUCAUUGGGGAGAGCACCAUCCACUGCACAAGUGACGAUGGAGGGAANNUCCUGUGGUCUUGGCCUCCAGGUCAGUGUAAAACCCCCAAACAAUUUCCAUUUGCCAAGCCUACAACUCCAAAUGAUGAGUCUGAGUUUCCAGUUGGGACAAACUUGUACUAUGAAUGCCUCCCUGGGUACUCUGGGAAAGUGUUCUCUAUCACCUGCCUAGAAAAUUUGGUCUGGUCAAGUGCUGAAGACACCUGUAAACGAAAAUCUUGUGGACAUCCUCCAAAACCCUCCAAUGGAAUGGUGGUUAUCAACACAGAUACCCAGUUUGGAUCAACUAUUCAUUAUGCUUGUAACAAAGGGUUCCAACUCAUUGGCUCUUCAUCCACUACUUGUCUCCUCUCAGGCAAUAAUGCCGUUUGGGAUCAAGAGGCACCUAUUUGUGAGAGCAUAUCUUGUGAAUCACCCCCACGGAUAGACAAUGGAUACUUCCAUAGCAGCAACAGAAAACUCUUUUCGUAUGGCACAGUGGUGACUUAUUAUUGUCGUCUUGCGCAAUCCGGAGAGAAGCUGUUUGACCUGGUAGGAAAAGCAUCGAUAAACUGUACAAGCAAAGAUGAUCAAGUCGGUGUUUGGAGCGGCCCCCCUCCUCAAUGUAUUUCUUCUAAAAGAUGCACAACUCCAGAAGUUGAAAAUGGAAUCUAUGAGUCAAGAAAUAGGACUUUUUUCCCCUUAAAUGAGGUUGUGAGCUUUCGAUGUCAGCCUGGCUUUGUCAUGAAGGGGCCCAGCAGUGCACAGUGCCAGGCCAACAACAGAUGGGUGCCUGACUUGCCAAGCUGCUCCAGGGUGUGUCAGCUGCCUCCAGACAUCCUGCAUGGUCAAUAUUUCCCAAAUGACAAGGACAACUUUUUCCCGGAGGAGAAUGUUUUCUACAGCUGCGAGCCAGGCUAUGAUCUCAGAGGGACCGCUUCCCUGCGCUGUGCACCCCGGGGAGACUGGAGCCCUGCAGCGCCCAGAUGUGAAGUGAAAUCAUGUGAUGACUUCCGGGAUCAACUCCCCAAUGGCCGUGUCCUCUCUCCCCCUAGUCUCCAGCUUGGUGCACAAGUGUCCUUCAUCUGUGAUGACGGGUUCCGGCUAGAAGGCAGUGCUGUCAGUCACUGUGUCUUGAGUGGAGUGAAGGGUGUUUGGAACACCAGUGUGCCUGUGUGCGAACAAAUCUUCUGUCCCAAACCUCCUGCUAUCAAUCAUGGGGACCACACAGGAAAUCCUCUGGGAAGCUUUCCCUAUGGAAAAGAAAUCUCUUACAUGUGUGACCCCAGCCCAGGUGGAGGGAUGACCUUUAGCCUCAUUGGGGAGAGCACCCUCCGCUGCACAAGUGACGAUGGAGGGAACGGGAUUUGGAGUGGCCCUGCCCCUCGCUGUGAACUUUCUGUGACUGUUGCGUGCCCACAUCCACCCAAGAUCCGCAACGGGCAUCUCACUGGAGCAUACACAUCUUCCUAUCUUCCUGGGAUGACGGUCCAGUACAUUUGCGAUCCAGGCUACCAGUCGGUGGGAAAGCCUUUCAUUUUCUGUACACACCAGGGAACCUGGAGCCACUUUGAUCAUUAUUGCAAAGAGAUAACAUGUAGUCUCCCACAAUUUAUGAAUGGAGCCCAGAAGGAGUUUAAAUAUGGAAAAGUCUACCGUUAUGGAGAUAAGAUCACUCUGGAGUGUGAAUACGGGUAUACACUGGAAGGCAGUCCCCAGAGCCAAUGCCAGGAUAAUGACAGAUGGGACCCUCCUCUGGCCAUUUGUACAUCAAGUGCACGGGACAUCCUCAUCGUCGGUAUUAUCUUUAGUGUGAUCUUCUUUCUUGUAUUCAUCGUUGUUCUCUACUGGAUAAUUCUACAGCGCAAAAAAGGCAAUUAUACCCAUGACAAAUCUAAAGAAGUGAUUAUCCAUUUAAAUCCUCAAGAAGACAGCUGUGCUCAUCCUCAAACUCUUCAAUCAAAUCAGGAAAGUCACAGGUUUUAAACUAUUUAGAACGUGGAAUGGACCGAUGAAGAAGUUGGAAAAUUCAGGGAGCUAUGAAGAGC